Molecule: messenger RNA, 1728 nt
Organism: Sinocyclocheilus rhinocerous
Lineage: Eukaryota; Metazoa; Chordata; Actinopteri; Cypriniformes; Cyprinidae
Product: fibrinogen C domain-containing protein 1-B-like
Exons: 9
Biological process (GO): positive regulation of heterotypic cell-cell adhesion; platelet aggregation; fibrinolysis
Cellular component (GO): fibrinogen complex
Molecular function (GO): extracellular matrix structural constituent; protein-macromolecule adaptor activity
Source: RefSeq, a predicted model, not a curated record
AGGAAUGAAGCUAAUCAAACGGACGCGUAGCACACAGUUAUUUUGCAUAACUUAAUGGUUUAUUAUCUAAAUCCACGUCUUUUUUGUUUCUCACAGACUGAACAGGGAAAGUUUUAUAUCCGAGGAGGAAUACCUGCCAACGAACGGAACGCAUCAUCCAGCAAACCGUCACACCUUCGCCUCAGUAUUUGAGUGCGUUGAGGAGAUCGGAUCUGCUUUCGGACUGCAUUUUCUUGUUUGUUUCUUUUUGGGGGUGAGGGACAAGUCCCUUAAAGUACGUAUAUUUUUCUUUUACAAAAUGAGUGUGGAUCUCUAGUUCUGUGCCCCGGUGUUCUGUAGGUUUGUGCGGAUCAUCUUGUGAAGUAGUUUUAGUUCCCGUAGACUGUUGUGUUCUCUCCCUUUUCUCUUACUUGGAUGCUGGAAUUUAAGACUGACAGUCCCGUUCUCUCCUCAUGCCCAUGAAAACAACUCUCGGAUGGUAAGGAUUCCAGAGAAUGGUAAAUGAUCGAUGGAAAAUCAUGAACAGUGUUUCAGAACUCGAGGAUGGACAGCAGCAUAAAUCGCAGAGGAUGAGCUGUAGCUAUCUCCUCUGCACCAUCCUGCUCUUUGUUGCUGUGUUACUGGCUGUCACAGUAACCGGGAUCAUCCUUCUGAUGAACCAUUACCAAGCGCCCAGUGGCCCCAAUGGCCCCCCACUCAUCAGCACUAACCAGGAUGAGGGUAAUGCCCUGGUAACCAUCGAGAGAGGCGACGGCUCCCGCAUCAACAUCUUCAUUGAUCCCAACUGCCCCGACUACAACAAUAACUUCCUGCGUCUGGAGGGCGUGCAGACCUCAUUGCUGCACUCGCUCACCGACCAUGACACUGAUCUGAAAUCAGUGAAAGGGCAAGACCGGGCUCUGCUUGUUAAACUGGCUGAGGAGGUGGCCAAGCUGUCCGCCCAUGCCAGUCAGCUGAAGAUGGAGUACAACGCGCUGAGACAAGGCCAGGGCAACAUCGGACAGGAGCUCAGCACUUUGCAGACCGAACAGGGCCGGCUUAUUCAGCUGCUGUCGGAGAGCCAGAUCAACAUGGUGAAAGUGGUGAACUCUGUGAGCGACGCGCUUAGCUCCAUGCAGAAGGAAACCGGAAACAUCAAGAGCCGUCUCAAGGCAGAUCUGCAGAGGGCUCCGGUGCACAGCGUCCGGCCCAAGGGCUGCACCAGUGGAGAAGGUUCCAGACCCAGGGAUUGCAGUGACAUCUAUGCCAGCGGGCAAAGAGAGGAUGGUAUCUACUCCGUGUUCCCCACACAUUACCCCGAAGGCUUCCAGGUCUUCUGUGACAUGAUUACUGAUGGGGGCGGAUGGACGGUGAUUCAACGCAGAGAAGAUGGCUCUGUUAACUUUUUCCGUGACUGGGAAGCUUAUCGUGAAGGAUUUGGCAAGAUAACAGGAGAGCAUUGGCUUGCCAUGAUGAACUAUGACAGGCCCGUCACGGAGUGUCAUCUUGGAGAGAUUGACAGCUUCACAACGAGUGCAGGACAGCACUUGCUAGCAGCGUCUCUCACGCCCGCUGUGGCUGAGAAUGACUUUUCCCAUGGCCUGCUCCUUUUUCUUCACACCAUGAUGAACUAUGACAGGCCCGUCACGGAGUGUCAUCUUGGAGAGAUUGACAGCUUCACAACGAGUGCAGGACAGCACUUGCUAGCAGCGUCUCUCACGCCCGCUGUGGCUGAGAAUGACUUUUCCU